CACCACCGCCCGCCAGGCUCUUUCCCUUUCUCUGCCCCAUAACAGUGCUGCAGGCCGGUGCUCCCGUUUCUCUCAACUCUCCUCUUUCUUUCGCGCAGGACGUUGACCGACCGACUCGACCGACCAUGGCCUCCAAAAGGUCCUCCGGCCUCGACUUCUCCGACCGCUCCGUCCCUCAUUUAGACCAGCACCCCGACCUCGCGCCCCAGUACAUGAAUGGCGGCGACGCCCCCGCCCACCUCCAGCGCAACAAAACCGAACGCAGGCGGCUCCAGGGGCUCCAGCGCUCGACGACGAACAGCAGCGUCACCGCCGCGCCCUAUCAGCCCAGCACGUUCAAGGAGAAGUUCGACGCAUGGAUGAUCAACGAGGGCGGCAAGCGCCUCUUCUUCAGUGUCUGGAUCUUCCUCCACAUCCUCGUCAUCAUCUUCGGCUUCAUGAACUACCAGCUGAAGGAUAACGGUGUGACCGCGCGAGCAACCUUUGGUAUCACUUAUCCGAUCGCCCGUACGGCUGCGCUUGUCCUGCACGUCGAUGUCGCGUUCAUCCUGCUCCCCGUAUGCCGCAACUUCAUUUCGCUGCUCCGGCGCACGCCCCUCAACCAGAUCAUCCCCUUCGACAAGAACAUCACGUUCCACAAAGCUACUGGCUGGUCGAUCUUCUGGUUUACGAACAUCCACAUCGCCGCGCACAUGGUUAACUUCACGAAGCUGGCGCUCGCAGACACCGACGCAAAGAACACCGGCCAGCGCAUCGUUGCGUUCAUCCUUGCCAACUUCGCCACGGGCCCGGGAGCCACUGGCUGGAUUAUGACCGCCGCGCUGUACACCAUGAUAUGGUUUGCGAUGGAGAAGAGGCGCCGUGCACACUUUGAGCGGUUCUGGUACUCUCACCAUCUGUUCAUCGUCUUCUUCAUUUGCUGGCAGUUGCACGGCAUGUUCUGCAUGAUCAAGCCCGACAGGCCACCGUACUGCUCAUUCAACACUAUCGGUGUCUUCUGGCGUUACUGGUUGGUUGGCGGUGUUAUCUGGAUCUACGAGCGUAUUCUCCGUGAAGUCCGCUCCCGACACCGCACCUACGUCUCGAAGGUCAUCCAGCACCCGUCCAAGGUCAUGGAAGUCCAGAUCAAGAAGGAGAAGACGAAGACUCGUGCUGGACAGUACAUCUUCCUCUGCUGCCCUGAGAUCUCGUACUUCCAGUGGCACCCUUUCACCCUCACGAGUGCUCCAGAGGAAGACUACAUUUCCGUCCAUAUCCGUGUUGUCGGCGACUUCACGUCGGCCUUCGCCAAGUCCCUGGGAUGCGACUUUGAUUCUAAGGGCGAGAAGAACAGCGAUGCGGGCGGAAAGGUCGUUCCUCCCCCUAUCAACCGUGUCUUGCCUCGCGUCAUGGUGGAUGGUCCCUUCGGUUCAGCUUCUGAGGACUUCUUGAACUACGAGACAGUCCUCCUGGUCGGCGCCGGUAUCGGUGUCACUCCUUUCGCUUCAAUCCUGAAGUCCAUCUGGUACCGGAUGAAUAACUUCAACCACUCGAAGCCGACCCGUCUCUCAAAGGUCUACUUCACCUGGGUCAUCCGUGAUUUCGGCGCGGCCGAGUGGUUCCAUUCGCUCCUGCACGCCAUCGAGGAGCAGGACACCCAGAACCGCAUCGAGAUCAACAUCUACCUCACGGCCAAGAUCAAGGACGAUGAUAUGACUAACAUCAUUGUGCAAGACGUGGGUGCGGAGAAAGAUGCCAUCACGAGUUUGAGGGCCCCGACGCACUUCGGGCGGCCGAACUGGGACAGAGUGUUCUCCUCCAUCGCGGACAAGCACCCCGAGACGGAUGUCGGUGUGUUCUUCUGCGGGCCGGCGGUGCUCUCGCGUCAACUGCACGUCAUGUCCAACAAGUACUCGAACCCCAAGGGCACCCGGUUCUUCUUCGGGAAGGAGAACUUCUAAGCCCUGGCUAUGCUGUCGCGAUGCUGCGCUCGUGCGGACUCGGAUGCGGAUUGUGGAGGUGUUGAUGCUUGCUGUAGCGUCGUUCGCUCGUUAUUGGUAUUUAUCGCUAGGGUGUACUAAUAUUAACGGCAUGGAGGUCGGAAUGUAUGUUCUUUCGGCUCGGUCGUCGACUGGAGGUCUGUGUGUCGUACCAGGAUGUUUGGCGGCGCUGGCUCGGACGUCAUAGAUAUCUGCGGUUCGGAUAGCAUUUCCGGGAAUUCUUCGCGUGUCUGUAUCACCG
Molecule: messenger RNA, 2220 nt
Organism: Gloeophyllum trabeum ATCC 11539
Lineage: Eukaryota; Fungi; Basidiomycota; Agaricomycetes; Gloeophyllales; Gloeophyllaceae
Exons: 8
Coding region: 126-1940 (604 amino acids)
Biological process (GO): superoxide anion generation; defense response
Cellular component (GO): plasma membrane; NADPH oxidase complex
Molecular function (GO): superoxide-generating NAD(P)H oxidase activity
Source: RefSeq, a predicted model, not a curated record